Molecule: messenger RNA, 1292 nt
Organism: Brienomyrus brachyistius
Lineage: Eukaryota; Metazoa; Chordata; Actinopteri; Osteoglossiformes; Mormyridae
Gene: rp9
Product: RP9 pre-mRNA splicing factor
Exons: 6
Coding region: 135-776 (213 amino acids)
Biological process (GO): RNA splicing
Source: RefSeq, a predicted model, not a curated record
AAAAAUAGAAUUCUGGAAAGGAAGUACCGUAGAAGGUGGGCUGGUUGGGGUUAGUGCUAAUUCUGCUGCUCACGGUCCAAAAGCACCGUUUAAAACUCGAUAGUAAUAGUGAUAAAGAAAUUCAAUUGUUCACGAUGUCGGAGAGAAAGUCCUCCAGAAACCGAGAUGAGCGGCGGGAGUCCGGACGGCGCAAGGAGGCCAAAGACGAGGCGGAGAAGCUGAUGGUGCACAGCAAAAAGAUGAACCAGGAGGUGCAGGAGAGAAAGCACGUAGACACGUUCUAUGAAAAACCUCCUCCAGGACUGAUUAAGGAGGAAGAGGACAAGCCCGAGGACUGCAUUCCCAACGAGCCGGGGAAUGAGGGUGCCAGGGACUUCCUGGCCCACGCGCCCACCAAAGGGCUCUGGAUGCCCCUGGGGAGGGAGGUCAAGGUGAUGCAGUGCUGGCGUUGUAAAAACUACGGGCACCGAACAGGAGACAAAGAGUGUCCCUUCUUCAUCAAAGGAAACCAGAAGCUGGAGCAGUUCAGAGUUGCACACGAAGACCCCAUGUACGACCUGAUCAGGGAGAACAAGCGCAACGAAAAAGAAACAAGGAUUCAGCAGCUACGCCAGCUGCUGGAGGACACCACGUCCGACUCGGACAGCAGCAGCGGCUCCUCGGACCACGGCCGGCACAAAAAGAGGAAGAGGAAGGAAAAGAAGAAGAAAGAGAAAAAAAAGAAGAAGAAGAAGCACAAGUCCUCCAAGGAGGGCGGGAGCUCUGCGUCAGACUGAUGACCGGGCUGUGGGUCGCCCCGGCGCGGCUCUCUCGAGGCCCCUCGUCCAGCUCUCCAGCUCCUCUCUGCCCAUCCCUCUACUCUGAUCGUCACUCAGUAGCACACGGAAGACGAGCCCCCAGCUCAGCGAGGAUGGGGGGGACAGCACGGCGGAGUCCUGAAUCUGUACGGAAUGGCUGCCUGGGAACAUCAGAGGCUCGCGGGAGAAGCGGACGCGAUUGUCCGCGGCUGAAAUGCGAAAGCUCAUGCACUGCAUGUAGUGCAGCCGUCAUCUUUCUGCAUAUUAUUUGUAUGAGUUCUGUUUUCUCUAGGCAAUGUUUGGAAAUGUCACUUUAUAUUAUCUACCGAGUUAAGGUGUGUUUCGUCUGAGUUGUGAAUGGUAGCAUCAGCCGACCUCCCUAGCAUACGUUAGAGAUUGCGUAAUUGCACGUAAAUAAAUGAAAUACACACUGACCAAGGAUUCCUGGUCUGGGUUUGCUGAUUCAUGCAAAAAUAAAGCAUAAUUCAAAUCUGA